Molecule: messenger RNA, 5053 nt
Organism: Euleptes europaea (tarantolino)
Lineage: Eukaryota; Metazoa; Chordata; Lepidosauria; Squamata; Sphaerodactylidae
Gene: EIF2AK4
Product: eukaryotic translation initiation factor 2 alpha kinase 4
Exons: 39
Coding region: 1-4917 (1638 amino acids)
Biological process (GO): DNA damage checkpoint signaling; regulation of translational initiation by eIF2 alpha phosphorylation
Cellular component (GO): cytosol
Molecular function (GO): protein binding; ATP binding; eukaryotic translation initiation factor 2alpha kinase activity
Source: RefSeq, a predicted model, not a curated record
AUGGCCCGGGAGGCGGCUGAUAACUGCUCCGAGAGCUAUCAGCUCCGGCAGGAGAACGAGCUGCAAGUGCUAGAGUCCAUCUACGGGAAAGAUUUUCAGGAUUUGCGGCAUGCCCGGCCGUGGAAGAUACGGCAGUCUCCAGAAAUCAAUUUAGUUUUGCGACCUCAGGGGCUGACUGGUGACCAUGAAGUUUAUGCUAAAGUUGACUUGUGGGUCAAAUGUUCCCAAACAUACCCUGACACUGUUCCGGAAAUUCAUCUUAAAAAUGCAAAGGGCUUGUCAAAUGACAACAUUAACUUGUUAAAAUCCAGACUAGAGGAAUUAGCAAAACAACGCUGUGGAGAGGUGAUGAUAUUUGAGCUGGCAGAUUAUGUCCAGUCAUUUCUCAGUGACUACAAUAAACCACCUUUAAAGUCUUUCCAUGAAGAAAUGCUAAAAAACCAACAAAAGGAACAAGAAAGACUGGCCCAGGAAGAACAGCGUCGAAUUCAGGAUGUUAAGAGGAAAGAAGAAGAGAUGCAACGCGAAAUUCUUAACGAGAUUCAGAGAAGGGAAGAAGAAAAGAAAGAAGAAAGAAAAAGGAAAGAAACAGCUAAGCAGGAGCGUCUGGAGAGCGCCACUUUGAUAAGCCAGGAGAACUCUACCAGUAGAGAUGCUCCAGGGCACAAAACAGCUCCCAAUUUAAAUGGAGGUGCUGGGGAACACAGAGGGACGAAUAAAAAUCGUGCACAUUCCACAGGGCGUACUAAAAAAGAGCGUCAGUAUUCAGUUUGCAGUACUGAAGAUUCUCCAGGAACUGGUGAAGUUUUGUAUUUUAACACCAAUGGUCAGUUUAAAGUACAUAAAGGAAAGUGUAUAGACAAGGAUGAGCAACUUGGUAAAUCAGUCUAUAAUGCUUUGGAGUUGUGCACUGGCAACUUUGUCCUAGUACAUGAAUGGGUGCUUCAGUGGCAAAAGAAAAUGGGAAAAUUUCUUACAAGUCAAGAAAAAGAAAAGGUUGAAAAAUGUAAAAAACAGAUUCAGGGAGCAGAAGUAGAAUUCAGCUCUCUAAUGAAGCUAAACCACCCAAACAUAGUCCGUUAUCUAUCUAUGAGCCUUAAAGAGCACAAUGACUCAAUUGUGGUAGACAUCUUGGUGGAACACAUUAGUGGAUCUAAUCUCUCUAUGCACUUGGACAAAGAGAUCCCCGUUCCUAUGGACCAGCUGCGACAGUACACAAGCCAGCUUCUCUCAGCUCUUGACUACCUACACAGUAAUUCAGUAGUACACAAAGUUCUUAGUGCAUCCUGCAUUCUGGUGGAUACUGAAGGAAAUAUCAAGGUGACCGACUACAGUAUUUCAAAACGCUUGGCAGACAUUUGCAAGGAAGAUGUUUUUGAGCAAACCAAAGUUCGAUUUAGUGAAGAUUCCUUGCCAAACAAACCAGGGAAAAGAGGGGAUGUGUGGCAACUGGGUUUGGUGCUACUUUCUCUCAGCCAAGGACAAAUAACUAAGGAAUAUCCAGUCACGAUCCCAAGUGAGCUGCCUGCUGAUUUUCAAGACUUUCUGAAAAAGUGUGUGUGCUUGGAAGACAAAGAAAGGUGGAGCCCUCAGCAGCUAUUACAACACACUUUUAUAAAUCCACCACAAAUGAAAACGCCUGUAAUGGAAGAAAGUCCAGUUGAGUCAGCAGAAAUAGAUGAUAUUGAAACGGUUAGUCCCAGCAGUCAGAUUGCUGGUAAUGUAAUCUUCACAGAAACACAGAAACAAUUUUCUCGUUAUUACAAUGAGUUUGAAGAAUUACAGCUUCUUGGAAAAGGGGCCUUUGGAGCAGUCAUCAAGGUCCAGAACAAACUGGAUGGCUGCUAUUAUGCAGUGAAGCGUAUUCACAUAAAUCCAACAAGCAAGCAGUUUCGAAGAAUUAAAGGGGAAGUGACUCUCCUGUCACGUCUGAACCAUGAGAACAUUGUGCGCUAUUACAACGCAUGGAUAGAGAAACACGAGAUGCCUUUGCUCAGCCCCUCAGCAUCGGAAACCACCGAAGUAAAAAAAGCAGCCAACAAGCAGGCUCUGAACGGGAAGGCUGAAGAAGAAUCCGUGGAUGACGUGGAAGCAAAUGCCCCUCCUCCUGUUCUGACGAGUUCAGUGGAAUGGAGCACCUCGUGUGAGAGAUCCGCAAGUGCCCGCUUCAGUGGAACUGAUCAGGAGUCCAGUGAUGAUGAUGACGACGAUGAUGGUGGAGGAGUAUUUUCACAGUCAUUCUUGCCAGCAGCCGAUUCUGACAGUGAUAUCAUUUUUGAUAAUGAAGAUGACAAUGGUAAAAGUCCUGUGACGGAUGAAGAUUGCAAUGGAAAGGACACCCAUAGUGAGGAAGAUGUGACAUCAGUUAUUCAGACUGUGCACCAUCUGUAUAUUCAGAUGGAAUAUUGUGAAAAGAGCACUUUAAGGGAUACUAUUGACCAGGGCUUAUAUCAAGAUACCAGUCGUCUUUGGAGGCUUUUCCGGGAAAUUUUAGAUGGAUUAGCUUACAUUCAUGAAAAGGGAAUGAUUCACAGAGAUCUGAAACCUGUCAACAUUUUUUUAGAUUCUGAAGAUCAUGUGAAAAUUGGUGAUUUUGGCUUGGCAACUGAUCACCCAGCAACUGCAGCAGACACUAAACAAGAAGUGUCAGAGGAUCAUUUAACUAAAAGUGAUCCUUCUGAAAAUUUAACGGGCAUGGUUGGGACAGCUCUUUAUGUGAGUCCAGAGGUACAAGGAAAUACUAAAUCUACAUAUAAUCAGAAAGCGGACCUUUUCAGUUUGGGUAUAAUAUUCUUUGAGAUGUCCUACCACCCAAUGGACACAGCAUCAGAAAGGAUCUUUGUCCUCAGUCAGCUGAGGCUGCCCUCUAUUGUAUUUCCAAACGACUUCGAUGAGGUGAACAAUGCAAAGCAGAAACUGGUUGUGGCCUGGUUGUUGAACCAUGAUCCUUCAAAACGUCCAACUGCUAUGGAGCUGUCAAAAAGUGAACAUCUCCCACCCCCACAGAUGGAGGAAUCUGAGCUUCAUGAAGUGCUUCAUCACACUUUAGCAAAUGUGGAUGGGAAAGCUUAUCGGACGAUGAUGGGGCAGAUAUUCUCACAGCGCAUUUCUCCUGCCAUAGAUUAUGCCUAUGAUAGUGACAUUCUUAAGGGUAGUUUUUCAGUUCGGUCAGCCAAGAUUCAACAACAUGUAUGUGAUACAGUUAGCCGAAUCUUUAAAAGGCAUGGAGCUGUCAAGUUGCAUACCCCCCUGCUAAUGCCUAAGAAUAAAAAGCUGUAUGAACACAGUGAAGUUUCGUAUUUGAUGGAUCACAGUGGAAUGCUAGUGAUGCUUCCUUAUGAUCUCAGGAUUCCUUUUGCAAGAUUUGUAGCUAGGAAUAAUAUAACAAACUUGAAAAGAUACUGCAUUGAGCGAGUUUUCAGGCCUCAGAAAUUAGAUCGUUGUCACCCAAGAGAGCUCUUAGAAUGUGCAUUUGAUAUCAUCACUCCUGCUGGCAACAGUUUUUUACCUAUCGCAGAAACAAUCUACACAAUUUCUGAAAUAAUCCAGGAAUUUCCUGUGCUUCAGGAAAGAAACUAUAGUAUCUUCUUGAAUCACACGGCCUUAUUGAAAGCUAUCCUUCUACACUGUGGAAUACCAGAAGAUAAACACAACCAAGUGUACAUCAUUCUGUAUGAUGCUGUGACGGAAAAGCUAACAAAAAGAGAAGUGGAAGCCAAGUUCUGCAAUAUUUAUCUGUCACCAAACAACCUUGGUCGACUCUACAGAUUUAUUGAACAGAAGGGGGAGUUGCAAGAACUAAUCCCGAUGUUAAAUACACUCUUAAAACAAAAGACUGGAAUCUCCUCACUGGUGAAACUUGGCAUAAAAGAACUAGAGGAAACAACUGGUCUGUUAAAGAAACUUGGCAUUAAACUUCAGGUGUCUAUAAACUUGGGAUUGGUUUAUAAAAUGCAGUUGCACAACGGCAUUGUAUUUCAGUUUAUUGCAUAUAUUAAACGCAGACAAAGGAUAGUUACUGAGAUUCUUGCUGCUGGAGGUAGAUAUGAUCAUCUGAUUCCACAAUUCAGAGGACCACAAGCAGUUGGAGUCAGCAUAGCUAUAGAUAAAAUAAGUUCUGCGGUUUUGAAUAUGGAAGAACCUAUUACAGUGAGCUCCUGUGAAUUAUUAGUUGUUGGUAUUGGCCAGGUUGCAAAGGCAAGAGCCAUCAGUAUUGUCCAGAAGUUCUGGGCUGCAGGAAUUGCUGCUGAAAUAAUGUAUGAUUGGUCACAGCCCCUAGAAGAAUUACAAGAAUAUUGUCGAUGUUCUGGGAUCACCUAUGUAGCUCUUAUCUCUGAUAAGGAAGGAAACUAUGUAAAGGUGAAAUCGUUUGAAAAGGAAAGGCAGACAGAGAAAAGGAUUUUGGAGACUGAUCUAGUAGAUCAUGUGGCCCAAAAACUGAGAACCAAAGUCUGUGAUGAAAGAAGUAACAGAGAAACCUCAGAUAAUUUGCCAGUACAGAAUCCAAAGGGAUCAUUCUCGAAUACCUCUGGUGUGUUUGAACCACAUGGAACUGCAGUGAUACCAAACAUCUGUAUUGUUCCGCCAGAGAAGUUGUCUGCAAGUGCCAGGCGGCGUUGUGAAAUUCAGGUUCAAACCAGACUCCAGACCUGCAUUGCUACCCUGCAGCAGAAAGCAAGUGAAGUUGAAAUUUUAGCAGUAGAUCUGCCAAAAGAAACUAUAAUACACUUCUUAUCCUUAGAGUGUGAUGCAGAUGAACAAACCUUUUAUAUGACUGUGAAGCAACUAAUGUCACGAUUGCCAAAGCAAAGAUAUUUAAAAUCUGUAUGUGAUGAAAUCUACAAUAUCAAAAUCGAAAAGAGAGUGCCUCUUAUCCUGUACAGUUACAGAGAUGACUACUACAAAAUUCUGUUUUAGUCACAAGUGUUAUAUCAGUAAGAUCAGAAGCAGAGUAUUACAACAUGGAACCAAAUACAUCAUACGUUACUGUGAAGAACUAUUUAUACUUAAGAUAAAUCCUAAAUUGUUAUAAAAAUACAAAUGGGACAGUUAU